This is a messenger RNA of Patiria miniata (bat star), 1482 nucleotides long. RefSeq names its product retinoschisin-like. NCBI's taxonomy places the organism in Eukaryota, Metazoa, Echinodermata, Asteroidea, Valvatida, Asterinidae. Bases 25 to 453 code for a protein of 142 amino acids. The transcript has 3 exons. The record is from RefSeq and is a predicted model, not a curated record.
UGUUCCAGUCUGCAACCCCUUGGUAUGGAGAACGGGACAAUACAAGAUAAUCGCAUCACGGCGUCCAAUAUUCGCAGCUGUUGCCCUGCAAGUCAGGCACGCCUAAACAAUUACAUUGGAUGGCAAGCCUAUUACUUCACCAAUGCCUGGAUCGAGGUGAACCUCGAUGAGCCUACAGUGGUCAGCGGGGUCAUCACACAAGGCCACCCCUCUCACGAUUAUUAUGUGAAGAAGUACAAGGUGUCGUACAAGAAGCAGUCCUCAUCUGACUAUGAACACGUAACAGAUGGAAACGGAAAUAACAAGGUGUUCAUCGGUAACACUGAUGGCGACACCCCGGUCACUAACCUGUUUGAUGAGAGUGUGGUCGCCACGGUAGUGCGCAUUGAGCCUACUGGAUGGUAUGGUUAUGUUGCUCUGCGAUUGGAGCUGCUUGGAUGUCGCCGUGAUUAAUUCAGUUGAAGCAUUCAGUUGAUUCUGUUCGACAGCGCUGACAUUUCAUUCAAUGCAAAAUAAAUUCGACUUCUAUGUUGAAUAUUGAUUAUUAAAAAAAAUUAGUAUAUUUGGUAAGAGGAAUAUUUUUCAGAAAGCAAAAACAAACUGAGGAUUUGGAAUAAUCACUAAAGGCCCUUGCGUGAAUUUGUGUCUUGAGAAAAGAGAAAGCGAAGUACGUGUGAAAACUUGGCCUUGUGUAUCUCUUGAAAAGUUAUAGCGGUUUUCUGUUUGUUUUUUUUCAUAGUAUUUGCGCUGUAAGUAGAAACGUCUAAACUAUAAUUGUGGUACUUUGUUGUAUAGUAAAAACAAAAUGUAUGUUAAGCUGUGCUGCUAUCUUCAAUCUUCAAUACAAUGUAUUAUAUUCAUACAUUGUUCGAAAUAAACAAAAAUCAAUGAACUGUUAAAAAUACAAUACAUAAUUGACCAAAACAAUAAACUCGGAAAAUCAAAGUGAAUUGUGGGAACAGGGAAACCUCUCGAUAAUUGAAAUAUUUUAGUAAUCAAACUGUUUGAAUAAGGGCCGGUUCAUAUACUUCACUCGAAUUCCAUUGCAAAGCGCAUCUGAGGUCAGGAUCAUUCGCCGUGAAAUUCGCCCGAGUUGAAAAGUGUGGUUUUUCUUUUGCCAACUCACAGCGCGUUCGCGUUCGCUUUUGUGCCGAGUAAGAUGGGGCUUUUGCUUCUAGAUGUUAUUCACUGUGGUAUUUUGCUGUAAAUAUAAGACAAUUUAAGUCACGAUAUUAAAUCAUUGUACAAUCAUUUCGGAGCACAUUUUGGUGUUAGAUGUAUAGUGUAUUGUUACGGAAAAGUAACAUUUUAUUGCUAUUAUAUAUUGUAAUAUUGUUAGUACAGUGUUGGACAAUGUUAUCAAUGUGAUGACUUAUUGCUGUGGAUGUACAGGUUUAUCAGAAUUCCAAAAUUACAAACUUUUAGAGGUCAAAUACGGUGGAGGUUAGCUUUUGUGAAUGCAGAAAUUAUUAAGAAAAGAAA